Messenger RNA from Fusarium keratoplasticum, 2292 nucleotides. RefSeq lists its product as uncharacterized. NCBI's taxonomy places the organism in Eukaryota, Fungi, Ascomycota, Sordariomycetes, Hypocreales, Nectriaceae. Bases 1 to 2292 code for a protein of 763 amino acids. The transcript has a single exon. The record is from RefSeq and is a predicted model, not a curated record.
AUGGCGGACAAGUCGACCCCAAACGUACAACCUCACUAUGAACCUGUGAGCCCUGACGAAACCCCACUCUGUCAUCACCACUACCAAUAUGGCGGCUCUUUCAACUCGGAUUCCUCUGAUCAGUCCAAGGCCAAUGUUGGUGUAUACAACUUCGACACUCCAGACAAUCAUCGCUCUGUCCAGCCCUCAAAAUGGCGGCUCAAGACGCUUUUAAAGAAAUGGCGGUUAAAGGCUGUCCUGGCCUCCUUUGAAAAGAAGGAUGAACGGCAAGUCCCGAUCGUCAAAGACAGGCUCACUGCCACACUCACCGCGAUGAUCCAUCUACCAGCCAUUGCUGGUAUCAUUACCCUCAGCUUCUACAUCUUGAAGAACUACUAUAUCGGCAAGGAACUAGAAGGCAAGCCAGGCUACGACGUCGAGAAGAAACUCGGCAUCCAAUUCGCCUCCAAGCUCAUGGAAAUGUUCAUUGUCCUUUCCCUCAACGCUAUUGUGUUUGCCAUGGUCCGGCACGAGUUCACCCUCGGUCAAUCGGUUCCCUAUGGUGCUCUAGUAGCCGGUCAACAGAUUUCGGAAAUCAGCUUUCUCUGGUCAGACGAGUUCAAGAGCAUUUUGACAGGGAGGUUUUCUAGGGGCUGGAAGAAGUUGAUCUUCAUCUUCGCCAUUUUUGUCUGUACUAUCAUGGCAUUCGGUGCCUCAUCUCUCAGUGCCGUGGCAAUGAUGCCGCAAGAAGGCGAAUGGAGCGCCGGUGGAAGCAUCGUUUACAUCAACGCUACUCAAGACGAAGUCUUCCCGAUAGUCUUCACGGAUAACAAUACUCUCGGUGAUGCCUGCAAAGUCACUGGAAACGAGUUAUGUCCUUCAUGGCAGUGGGAAGUUCUCAACACCCAGAUCAUCUCCAAGUUUCCUUCAUCCGGCCAGGUGAACGACGGAUUGUUUGCCAGACGACCUCCACGCGAAGUCUAUGUCUCCGGCCCCUUGACGACUCUCGUCAAUCUUGUUGUGGAUGUCCGAGAGAAAUGGUUCAACUUGAACAGCCCCAACCACACAGUCGCCAUGAUGCCUCACUUUGCACCCGCUGAGGCCUGCGUUGUCAGCUCCCUUCACUGGGAGCAGGCCGCGGGUAACUCUGCCAUAGCAAAGCAAACCAGGUUCAGUCUGUACAGCAAGAUUGAACAUCGCCUGGAAAGUUCCAUGGCCAUCAGCCACACCAGGUGUGAAAGGAUUUCGACAGACUCGGAGAAACCCAAGACUGUGCUGUUCCCUGACUUUGUUUCUUUUCCUCCCUCGACCCUUAAUGUCACCGAUGACAAUAUCAGCGACUGGUUGUUGGAGACACUACCUGACUUGAAGCAGCCCGAGGUAUUUUGGUUUGAUUCCAGCCCCAUUAUCGCCAACACUUCCGUCGGCGCGGUGGUGGCGAUUCCUUCGAAUCAGUCGGACAGCUCCUUCGACAUUUACGGCUGCAUGAUUGAUGCUAGAUGGAUCACGGCUACUUUGUCGGGCGACGCUGUUGCACUUCUCAGCAAGGGAUACGCCCCAUUUUCUGACUCCAUCGCCACCUCUCUAGCUGGCUCUUGGAUUGGCAAUCCUAUUUACGGCCAGCGCGUUCGCAUCGAGCCGAGCUUUGCGGAGUACCUCAAUCCCCAGGACUCGAGAACCAAGCGAACCAUCAUCCACGAAAUGAUUCUCAGCAGUGGCGUCUGGACCUCCGAUGGUGAGGGAUCCAGGUCUCCCGAGCACCUGGAGGCAAUCCUGGGAGGCUUGGCUACAAACGGCCUGGCACGGUCGACUCCAAGGGCAACACCCAUCACGGCUUUGGCUGACCCCAAGGGAGAGUGGUGGAGGACCUUCAUGCCACAAGACGGCAAUGUAUUCGGUCCCGGUGGAAGCCCUUACGCGGUUUCCAGCGAGGACGAGGCCCGUUUCUACAGGACCGAGAUAGAAACCUGGGUCACGGGAUUCGCUUUUGCUGAUAACAGUCUCACGAUGCGAGGGGCCAUGGCAGUUUUCUACCUCUACGCAUUUUUUGUGAUAGUGUAUUCCGUUUGGUCGAUAUGGUCUGGCAUCACUUCGUCAUCCUGGGAGUCAGUUCCAGACCUUCUCGCUCUAGCACUUGCCGACAAGAAGCCACUCAAUGACUCUAGGGCAUUGGACGAGGACAGAUUCAAGAGUGCAGAUAUCAUGAAGGAAAAUUAUUGCAUAUCAGCAGACGGGGGAAUUUUGAGGCUUCGACCAACUCAUGGCCCGGUGCCAUACGAGAACCGGGUGAAGCCAAACGAGGCCUAUGACUGA